GGGGUUUGCAGGUUUAAUACAAAAACUGGAGCUUCUCUUCUCAUACUUGCUGUUCCACUCAGACUCUACACUUCCCCUCUCCGGCUGGUGAGAGUUCAAACACUGACGCAAUGCCUCCACCGGGUGUGUGUAUCAACAUCCUCAAUGCCCGUAACCUGAAAGAAGGUUAUGGGACGAUCACCAACCCUGAGAAGUAUCUUAGCCAAGACUUUGAGCAGAUUAAACAGCACUGUCUCAUUAAACAAGUGAGGUACAUAGAUGAAAUGUUCCCCCCUGACAAAAGGUCCAUUGGGACAGGGACACUGAGCCCUGCUGACCUGCAGCGAGUGGUGUGGCUGAGACCACAUAGAAUUGGUCCUAAUCCAAAUUUUGAAGUCGAUGGAAUGUCCAGGUUAGAUUUUGGUCAAGGCGCCAUUGGAAACUGUUGGUUUCUUGCAUCUGUCGGAUCUCUGACGUUCCAGGAUUACAUCCUUAAGCAAGUUGUUCCUCUUGAACAAAAAUUUGAUGAGGACUACUGCGGGCUGUUCCACUUCAGGUUCUGGAGAUUUGGAAGAUGGUUGGAUGUUGUGAUUGAUGACAAGCUACCAACUAUUAAUGGCAGACUCAUCUUUGUUCACUCCAAAAACCCAACUGAGUUUUGGCCUGCUUUGCUUGAGAAAGCCUACGCCAAAGUGUGUGGUUCCUAUUCGGACAUGAAUGCUGGAACUCCUGCCGAGGCUUUGGUGGACUUCACAGGUGGUGUUCACAUGUGUGUUGAUCUGACAGAGCCUCCUCCAAACCUGUGGGACCUGAUGUGCAGAGCUGGCCAAUCCAAGUCAUUGAUAGGCUGUGGUACACCUCAGGGGGAAACAUCUGCCAACACUGUAUCACCAAAUGGAAUAGUCCAAGGCCAUGCCUACACGGUCACAGGUGUGAAACAGCUCAUGAGCCGAGGGCAACUGGUAAACAUGGUGCGUUUGUGGAACCCCUGGGGCCAAGGAGAGUGGAAGGGAGACUGGAGUGAUCAGUCGCCUUUGUGGCAAACUGUGAGUCCUCAAGAUCGUGAGAUGUGCCUCGCAGUGGCCGAUGAUGGGGAGUUUUGGAUGACCCUGGAAGACUUCUGUAAGUUCUAUAAUGAUCUUGACAUCUGCUGCCUGUGUCCCGACUUCCUCGAUGGAAGCACGUCUUGCCACUGGAAGACCUCCAUGUAUGAGGGCAGAUGGGUUGCAGGAACAACUGCUGGAGGAUGCAUGAAUAACAGAGACAGUUACUGGACAAAUCCUCAGUAUCGGGUCAAGAUUGAGGAAUUAUUCAGCGAAUGUUCUGCGAAUCAGGGCGAGAAAAACAUGCUGGUGUCUCUCAUGCAAAAGCCUGACAAGAGAAACAGACGCCUGGUCCAAAAUCUCCACAUUGGAUUCGCUGUAUUUGAGGUGACCAAAGAAUACAAGGCACAGAGCGGGAAGUUCCCAGCCUCUUUCUUCAACGUCAACAAACCUGUCGCCGAAUCUAAAAAGUACAUGAAUGCCCGUGAGGUGAUGGAGUUCACGAUGCUAAUGCCUGGCGAGUACCUGAUUGUGCCGUCCACCUUUAAUUCUAAUGAGACAGCCUCCUUCAUCCUGACCAUCCUCUCCAAAGCAGAAACCCACGUCCAUGAGAAUUCCGAUGGCCACAACCAUGAACAUGAGGAAGUAGAAGAGGCCAUGCAAACAGGAAAAGGCGAGGACGACGAAAAUAAGAGAACCUUUUUCCGUCAAUACUCUGACAAGUAUGAAGAAGUGGAUGCUGAGCAGCUCCAGAGACUUCUAAAUGAAAAGAUCUGGACAGGAGACUUGAAAGCUGGAAGCUUCAGCAUUGAUGCCUGUCGCAGCAUGGUUGCUCUGAUGGAUACUUCAAUUACCGGCAAACUGAAUGGUGAGGAAUUUGUUCGUCUGUGGAAGAAGGUCAUCACUUACAAGGACAUUUUCCUCCGCACUGAUGUUUCAAACUCAGGAACACUGUCACUGAGUGAGCUGAGGAAUGCAAUCAUGGCUUCAGGUAAGAGGAUCAACGAUGACAUGCUGAACUUGCUGGCCCUGCGCUACGGGUCCUCCUCUGGACACAUAACACUGGAGAGCUUCAUCUCUCUCAUCCUUCGCUUCGAGUGCAUGAACCAAAUCUUCAACCAGUUGUCAAAUGGAAUGAACAUGACUCUUCGUGAAUCAGAGUGGAUGUACGUUUCGAUGUACACUUAA
Molecule: messenger RNA, 2210 nt
Organism: Cottoperca gobio
Lineage: Eukaryota; Metazoa; Chordata; Actinopteri; Perciformes; Bovichtidae
Product: calpain-8
Exons: 22
Coding region: 111-2210 (699 amino acids)
Biological process (GO): proteolysis
Cellular component (GO): cytoplasm
Molecular function (GO): calcium ion binding; calcium-dependent cysteine-type endopeptidase activity
Source: RefSeq, a predicted model, not a curated record